Molecule: messenger RNA, 2123 nt
Organism: Phyllostomus discolor (pale spear-nosed bat)
Lineage: Eukaryota; Metazoa; Chordata; Mammalia; Chiroptera; Phyllostomidae
Gene: PADI3
Product: peptidyl arginine deiminase 3
Cellular component (GO): cytoplasm
Molecular function (GO): protein-arginine deiminase activity; calcium ion binding
Source: RefSeq, a predicted model, not a curated record
UGUAUGUAGGCAGUGUUGAGUGUUGUGACCCCAGCCCAGUCCGAGGCCAGCAUGUCCCCGCAGAGGAUCGUGCGUGUGUCCCUGGAGCAUCCCACCAGCGCUGUGUGCGUGGCUGGCAUGGAGACACUUGUGGACAUUUAUGGGUCCGUACCGGAGGGCUCAGAGAUGUUCGAGGUCCACGGGACCCCUGGCGUGGACAUCUACAUCUCUCCGAGCCUGGAGAGGGGCCGGGAGCGUGCGGACACCAGGCGGUGGCGCUGUGACACAGGGUCGGAGAUCAUCGUGGUCAUGAACUCUCCCAGCAAUGACCUCAACGACAGCCAUGUUCAGAUCUCCUACUACUCCAGCCGCCAGCCCCUGCCACUGGCGCACACGGUGCUCUACCUCACCUGUGUCGACAUCGCUCUGGAUUGCGACCUGAACUGUGAGGGCAGGCAGAACAGGAGCUUUGUGGACAAGCGCCAGUGGGUCUGGGGGCCCGAGGGGUACGGAGCCAUCCUGCUGGUGAACUGUGACAGGGACGAUGUGAACUGUGAUGACCAGGACAACAGUGACCAGCACGUACGCUGCCUGCAAGACCUGGAAGACAUGUCCGUCCUAGUCCUGCGGACCCAGGGCCCUGCUGCCCUCUUCGACGACCACAGACUUGUCCUGCACACCUCCAGCCAUGAUGCUAAGCGGGCACGGGUCUUCCACGCCUGCGGUCCCGAGGACUCGUGCGAGUCCUACAGGCACGUGCUGGGCCAGAACAAGGUGUCCUACGUGGUGCCCCGCUUCCAGGGGGACGAGGAGCGCUUCUUCGUGGAGGGCCUCUGCUUCCCCGACGCCGGCUUCCCGGUCGUCUCCUUCCACGUCACCCUGCUGGACGGCUCCAACGAGGGUUUCUCCGAGUCCCCAAUCUUCACCGACAUGGUCGUGUUCCGCGUGGCGCCCUGGAUUAUGACGCCCAGCACCCUGCCGCCGCUGGAGGUGUACGUGUGCCGUGUGAGGAACAACACGCGUUUCGUGGACGCAGUGGCAGAGCUGGCCAGGGCGGCCGGCUGCAAGCUGACCAUCUGCCCACAGACCGAGAACGAAAUGAACCGCUGGAUCCAGGACGAGAUGGAGCUGGGCUACGUUCAGGCGCCGCACAAGACCUUCCCGGUGGUCUUUGACUCCCCCAGGAACGGGGAGCUACAGGACUUCCCUUACAAACGGAUCCUGGGUCCAGAUUUCGGCUACGUGACCCGGGAACCACAAGGCAGCUCUGUGUGUGGCCUGGACUCCUUUGGGAACCUGGAGGUCAGCCCCCCCGUGGUGGCCAACGGGAAGGAGUACCCCCUGGGGCGGAUCCUCAUUGGGGGCAACCUGCCUGGGUCAAGCGGCCGCAGGGUCACCCAGGUGGUGCGGGACUUCCUCUACGCACAGAGGGUGCAGCCCCCGGUGGAGCUCUUCGUGGACUGGUUGGCCGUGGGCCACGUGGAUGAGUUCCUGAGCUUCGUCCCGGCCUCCGAUAGGAAGGGCUUCCGGAUGCUCCUGGCCAGCCCUGGCGCCUGCUUCAAGCUCUUCCAGGAAAAGCGGAAGUGGGGCCACGGCAGGGCCCUCCUGUUCGAAGGGCUGGUUGGUGGGUACCGGUUGCAGGUCAACACCAUCUCCAUCAACCAGGUCCUCUCCGAUGAAAGCCUCAUCAGCUACAAUAAGUUUGUGCAGAGCUGCAUCGACUGGAACCGGGAGGUGCUGACGGAGCUGGGGCUGACGGAGCGGGACAUCGUGGACAUCCCGCAGCUCUUCAAGGCCGAGAAGAAGAAGGCGGUGGCCUUCUUCCCUGACUUGGUGAACAUGCUGGUGCUGGGCAAGCACCUGGGCAUCCCCAAGCCCUUCGGGCCCAUCAUCCACGGCCGCUGCUGCCUGGAGGAGAAGGUGCGGGCGCUGCUGGAGCCGCUGGGCCUCUGCUGCACCUUCAUCGACGACUUCACCCCGUACCACAUGCUGCACGGCGAGGUGCACUGCGGGACCAACGUGCGCAGGCAGCCCUUCUCCUUCAAGUGGUGGCACAUGGUGCCCUGAGCCUGUCCCCGCCCCCUGCCAUCCUCUCCCCCUGGGGUGGGACAUCGGCCCCCAGGUGAUGGAGACUGAGACAGGCC